UUAUCUUCUACUCAGUAAAAAGCAAUGUUUCCUUUCCUCUAACUAGUGAAACUCAUACACCAGAGUAGUUCAGGCAUCAGACUUCGGUAUGUUGCCAUAAAGUAUCUUUUAUGUAGUAUCUACCGAACACUGAGCAUUGCUUGUUAUUACUUUUGUUGUGUGUAGAUACCAUGUCGCAAUAAUAACAAUACAUUAGAAUUAUUUGAAUUUUACCUACAACUUUAAAUUCUGUGUUCGCAGCAGUUUUUUUUAUUUUUAUUUUUGUUAUAAUUGUUUAAUAAUUGUCGAUUACCAAUAUUUUUUCUAGUCUCUCUGUGUUUUGUAGUGAAUUAUAGAAAUAAUUUUGUUGCUUUAUUGCGUUUUAAAUCCGUGUACAACUGUUGUAGUAUAAACACCUCUUCAAGGAAAUCAUUUUCUGAUAUGUUGCAUAGGCAAUAUUUGCGAUAGGUGUAAAUCACUUUUUAUCUCUCAAUUAAAAAAAAAGAAGUCGUUUCAUACUUAAACAUUCUAAAAUACUGUUUUAAAAAUACAUCAUGUGGUCAAAAAGCAACGCAACUAAAUUAAAGAAUGAACCUUUAGGCAAGCGGGAGAAACAACAGCAACAUAUUAAAAAUGAAAAGUUCAAUGAAGCAAAUGUAAAAACUGAUUCUGGAAUUGUAUCAGAUGUCAGUCAAUCUUAUGAAUUAUUUCCCAAGGAGAAUAGUGAUGAUGAUAUCCAACCGUUAGUUAACAAUCCUAAAGAAACAAAAUUGAGCAGCACAGUGAAUAUUGAUGAUGAUUCGGGCUGUGUAAGUGAAUUAGAUAUCAAUACUAAAGACAUCUCUAAACAAUUUCCAAAGAAAGAAUAUGAUUGGAGGUUUAAUUUUCAACAGGAUGAAUAUGGAGACACAAAUCUUCAUCUUGCUAUUCUUUGUGGAUAUGUUGAAGAGGCAAAACGGUUGAUUGAAAAUUGUCCAGAAUCUAACCUACUUGAUAUUCAAAACUAUGAUGGACAAAGUGCUCUUCAUUUGGCUGUUUUGACCAAUCAAUGCGAAAUAAUUGAAUCUCUAAUGAUUGCUAAAGCUAAUGGAGAAUUGUUAGAUUAUGAUGGAAAUACAGCAAUUCAUUUAGCCUGUUAUAAUGGAUUUCUGGAUUGUUUAAAUACUUUAUCUAAACAUUUAACAUUAUCAAAAAUGUUAGAUAUUAUAAAUUAUGAUGGAUUAGCUUGUAUUCAUAUUGCAACAAUUGCUGAUCAUUUAAAUAUACUAAAAUUUGUAGUUGAUCGCUCAAAAAAUGUUAAUAUCACAGAUUAUAAAAGUGGAUUCACUGCAUUACAUUUUGCUAAAGCUCUGAACAGAAAAAACCUUAUUGAAUAUUUAUUAGAAAAAGUAGAUUCAAGUAUUGAAAGUUAUGCUGGAAGGUUGGCAUAUGAAAUUGACGAUGAUUAUGAUUAUGAUGAUGAUGAAGAUGAAGAUGAUGAAGAGGAAUCUGGUGAUCUUGUUAAUUCAAUGAGUGUGCUUCAGUUACCUAUUAAUAAUUCAGUCAAAUGUUGAUGAAUAAAUCUAAAAUUCCUGAUGUACCUAUUUGUAUGCAUUAUUUUUGUUAUAUCAUAGAUCCAGUUAAACACAUCUGAUAAUGUUUGCAUUAACAUUUUUAAAGUG
Molecule: messenger RNA, 1640 nt
Organism: Sipha flava (yellow sugarcane aphid)
Lineage: Eukaryota; Metazoa; Arthropoda; Insecta; Hemiptera; Aphididae
Gene: cact
Product: NF-kappa-B inhibitor cactus
Exons: 6
Coding region: 534-1532 (332 amino acids)
Molecular function (GO): protein binding
Source: RefSeq, a predicted model, not a curated record